GGGGCGGGCCGGGCGCGGCGAUGCUGCAGCUGCGGGACUCGGUGGACUCGGCGGGCACGAGCCCCACGGCGCUGCUGGCGGCCGGCGACGACGACGACGAGGCCCGGGCGGCCGCGAUCGCGGGGAGGCCGGGGCCGGGCGCGUCGCAGUGCCAGACGCUGUUUCCGCUCAGCGUCCACGACCCCACGCGCCGCGCCCGGGUCAAGGAGUACUUCGUGUUCCGGCCCGGGACCAUCGAGCAGGCGGUGGAGGAGAUCCGCGUGGUGGUCCGGCCCGUGGAGGACGGGGACAUCCAGGGCGUGUGGCUGCUGACCGAGGUGGACCACUGGAACAACGAGAAGGAGAGGCUGGUGCUGGUCACCGACCGGGCCCUGCUCAUCUGCAAGUACGACUUCAUCAGCCUGCAGUGCCUGCAGGUGGUCCGGGUCGCCUUGGACGCCGUGGACACCAUCUCGUUCGGGGAGUUCCAGUUCCCCCCCAAAUCUCUCAACAAGCGACAAGGCUUUGGGCUUCGCAUCCAAUGGGACAAGCAGAGCCGCGCGUCCUUCCUGAACAGGUGGAACCCCUGGUCCACCAACGUGCCCUACGCCACCUUCAUUGAGCACCCGAUGGCUGGUGCCGAUGAGAAGACGGCUUCUCUCUGCCAGCUGGACGGCUUCAAGGCGCUGCUGAUCCAGGCCGUGAAGAAGGCCCAGAAGGGAGGCCCAGCGGGUGGCCAGGGUGUGCUGGUGCUGGAGCGGCCGCUGCUCAUCGAGACCUACGUGGGGCUCAUGUCCUUCAUCAACAAUGAGGCCAAGCUGGGCUACUCCAUGACUCGUGGCAAGAUCGGCUUCUAGUGGUGCAGCCGGCAGGGGCAGCAAGUCAGGGCUAAGGGAAGGCCUUUCCCUGUACGGUUGCAGUCGACAGGGACCAGGGUCCUGGGCAGGAGAGCCAGGCCACGCUUCCCAGAUCCGCUCUGCUUCCCAGGGUUGGCUCUGGGCUUCCCACCUUCCUCCUGGCCUGCAUCCUCGCAUGGACCCGCCAUUUACUUUCUCUCUUCCCGGCCCCUUCAGCUCGGGGGCAGCUCACACUGAACCUGCAGGUGUAGCUACACUGGCUGUCCAGCCCAUCUUGUGCCCAAAGUUCUGUCUCUUUGUAAAGCUUAAAUACAGAAGCUGCUGCUGGUCCAGGCCUUGGUGUAGGAUCCACCCAGCUACAGGCAAUAGACCCCGGUUCUGCUGUUCUGAAAAUUA
This is a messenger RNA of Suncus etruscus (white-toothed pygmy shrew), 1232 nucleotides long. It is a transcript of the gene TPRG1L, whose product is annotated as tumor protein p63 regulated 1 like. The coding region runs from base 21 to 836 and encodes 271 amino acids. NCBI's taxonomy places the organism in Eukaryota, Metazoa, Chordata, Mammalia, Eulipotyphla, Soricidae. The record is from RefSeq and is a predicted model, not a curated record. Gene Ontology annotation, cellular component: cytoplasm; synaptic vesicle. The transcript is spliced from 5 exons.